This is a messenger RNA of Striga hermonthica, 1218 nucleotides long. Lineage: Eukaryota; Viridiplantae; Streptophyta; Magnoliopsida; Lamiales; Orobanchaceae. The record is from the annotation of a GenBank genome assembly.
AUGGGCUUCUCCACAUUGAGUAGUUAUGGCACCGUUGGCGUAGGCUGGAAGUCGUCGAGCUUGUUUGCGCCUCUGAAUGGAGCUCUUUUGUCUCACAGGCGUAGAAGCAAAUUUACUUCGCCUCGCGCUUUUGCAUCUUCAUCUGAUCCUCUUCUGGUCAAAGCCGCAAGAGGGGAAUCAGUUAACCGGCCUCCUGCAUGGAUGAUGCGUCAGGCCGGAAGGUACAUGGCAGUUUAUAGAAAGCUUGCAGAGAAAUACCCGUCCUUCAGGGAGAGGUCAGAAACGACUGAUCUCAUUGUGCAAAUUUCAUUGCAGCCUUGGGAAGCUUUUCGGCCGGAUGGAGUUAUUAUUUUCUCAGACAUACUUACUCCACUACCCGCAUUCGGUGUUCCCUUUGACAUAGAGGAGGUUCGAGGUCCCGUUAUACAGUCCCCCAUUUGUUCUGAGGAGGACCUGAAAAUGUUGCACCCGAUCGAUUUGGAUAAACUGCAGUUUGUUGGGGAGUCUCUUAGGAUAUUGCGAAAAGAGGUAGGAGAACAAGCUGCAGUUUUGGGUUUUGUUGGAGCUCCCUGGACAAUUGCUACAUAUAUAGUCGAAGGGGGUUCGACUCGAACAUACACGACAAUAAAGAGCAUGUGUCAUACGGCACCCGAUUUGCUAAGGGUUCUUCUGUCUCAUCUGACAAAGGCAAUAGCUGAGUAUGUCGUUUACCAAGUAGAGUCUGGGGCUCACUGCAUACAGAUAUUCGAUUCAUGGGGGGGCCAAUUGCCACCCGACAUGUGGGACCAGUGGUCUAAGCCUUACAUCAAUGAGAUCGUGAGAAUAGUUAAGCAGAAAUGCCCUCAAACACCACUUGUGCUAUACAUCAAUGGAAAUGGUGGGCUUCUUGAGCGGAUGAAGGGAACGGGAGUUGAUGUCAUCGGGCUCGACUGGACAGUGGAUAUGGCUGAUGGAAGGGCACGUCUUGGGAACGAUAUCAGCAUACAAGGAAAUGUGGAUCCCGCCUAUCUAUUCUCUCCUCUUCCGGCCAUAACAAAUGAAAUUAAAAGGGUUGUAAAUUGUGCGGGAACAAAGGGCCAUAUCUUAAACUUGGGCCAUGGUGUCCUUGUGGGUACUCCUGAAGAAUCUGUGGCCCAUUUCUUUGAUGUCGCCAAAAGCUUCAACUUUGAUGCUCAAACCGACAGUUAUGCAGUCGGGACACCCAAUUUAGUUGCUUGA